This is a messenger RNA of Trypanosoma conorhini, 2499 nucleotides long. RefSeq lists its product as uncharacterized. Bases 1 to 2499 code for a protein of 832 amino acids. Lineage: Eukaryota; Euglenozoa; Kinetoplastea; Trypanosomatida; Trypanosomatidae. The transcript has a single exon. The record is from RefSeq and is a predicted model, not a curated record.
AUGCUGUUCCUGGAGCCCGAGGUAGACUACUUUAGAAUGCAGCUGCACCAGCUUGCAUUACCGCACGACGUGUGCCAGCUGGGCUCAACCGAGAAGUCCUGCAGCCUUGGCGCGUCUGCAGCCGGGGAACCUGCCACUGUGGCGCCGGCAUCGGGCAAACAGGGCGAAGUGCCGGGAGGCUACGUCUCGGUGGAGGAGCAGGCCGAGGUGCUGCACCGCGCACUGCUGGCGGCGCUGCAUCAACGCUUCCCCUACGAACACCCUGACACGCUCGAGCAUGUCUACCUCCUCGCUGUCACCCACCUCUCCUCCCCGCUCCUUUCAGACACGGCAUUGAGCUGCGAGGAGCUCGCGACGCUGCAGGGGCCGCAGGGCUUUCUUCCACCGGAGCUGCGUUUCCGGACAUUUCCAUCGCACCUCAAUGCCUUGUUGUCGAAUGCGGCUUCCAGCGCUCUCGCUGCGCGCAAGGAAGACGUAGAAGGGCCGCAAGGGGAGGGAGAGAAGGGCGGAAAAAAAUUGGGAGAUCCUUUGACCAAUCGCCACUACAACGACACCUACUUUAUUCUGCUGCCGGAGCUUACGAGAGAGCAGCAGAAGUUAUAUCGUCGACGGCAAAGGGAUGUUAACAAGACGAGCUACAGACGUGCCGAGCUUGGUGGGCUUUCGCCGUCUGACAGCGCUGCAUCAGAGGCCUACGCAUCGGACCACGUAACGCCCUCACUUGAGGAAGAUUUUUUGCAGCUCGGUGAAAACAUGACGGGUUUUCGUGUCCUGGAUGGGACCAUGAUUCACAACGUGGCUGCGACGCAGACUACAGGCCCUGAUGCCGCGCUGCGAUCGCUGCAGUUUGCCGCAUUUAAGGUGCCACUUAGUCGCUUCACUCCUGACGAGCAACAGUACUACACGAAUAGGCGGGAGGAGGCACGCUUCUGCAGCGGCGCCUCCACCGCUUCGAGUAAGUCAACCUUCUUCGCUCCCUCCACCGAGAGUUACAUGGAUGACGCCAUGCGGAGAAUGUUGGCCUUUGAAAUGUCUGACAGGUACAGCAGGGAGGACGACGCUGCUACGGAAAAAUUCUUCUCGAGAUGUAAUAAGAUUCUGCGUUGCUACACGAUGCCGGCUGACGCAGCAUCUACAGCUGCAAAGGAGGAAAAUAAAGCGGAGAUCCACAGCUCUACCACGCUCAAUGUGCCAGAGACUAGGGCCUCGACCACUGGCCCCUCUCCUGCGCUGCCCCUCCGCCGUCUUGUGUACUCCUUUGCACCCUGCGACUGCUACCACCUCGUGACGGACGAAAACAAUCCGCUCUACUACGCCAAGUCCUGUCGCGCAGCGUACGACGCACGCACAGUGAGCAUCACGCUUGUGUCGGACCUGACAGCUGCGCCGUGGUCGUCUCCCACCAUCUCCGUUUCGAGUCACGCCAACACGGGACCGACGCACGAGGGAGCGGGAGGGACAAGUACCCGUGGUGACGUGGAAGGACUUGUCUGUUCCAAUCAGGCGUCACGCGCCGCGUCGCCUGACCCGAUUGCUGCCGGGAAGCAAUCUGCCGCUCAUCACGGCAGGGGUUCCUCGCCCCAGCCUACGAUCCCGCGGAAGGGAAACGGCUCCCGCGUGGCACGGCCAUCGCUGCGCCAGCUUUCCUCAAAGACCGACGGAUUCCUGACCCUCACUACGUCACUCUCCUGCAAUAAUGUCUCCGGAAACCCCAAGCACAAGAAGGAGAGCCUCUUAGAGAAAGGCCUCCUUCUCGGUGGGAAGGAAAAAGCGCAGGCCAAGGAAACUGAUGCCUCGAGUGGCGUGAGCAAUACCAGUGAGCCUGCGCCUCGAAAGAGUGACGUCGCCAACCUUUUUCGACUUCUUUCCAACUCCUCUGCUGCUCAGCAUCAACUUCGUCAUGGCGUUAUUCGACCCGUCGUCUCAAUGGCAGUGCUUGACAGGGCGAAGCGCCCAGUUGACGGCCUGGUAAAGGGUGAAAAGUCCGAUGAAGUGACGUGCCACGGGCUUCUUGACCACACGUGGUACUCGAUUCCAGUGCAACCACUUCCCUCGAUGCAGGACGACGUGCAGUGGAUGCCCAUCGUUUUCGGAAGCACAGAAUGUAUCAGCGACGUCGGAUAUCGCACCGCCAUGCAGGUUGGCUUCUUUCCAAAUAAAAGUAACGCCACGACGCGUAAUUUCUUCACCCAGCAAACGAAAAGCGGUGUGCUUCCCACACUACAGGAGGCUAGAUCUUCCCUCACUGCCGGCCAAGGGGAGAAAAGUGCGUUGGCUCCCCGGGAUCCUAAUGCACUGACAGCAGAGGAAAAAAUUAAAAAAUCCACUGAAACUGCCUCAUUACUGUCGGCAAAGAAUGUAAUGCCUUUUGCCAAUGAUGAGAAGCCGGCGAGCGUGACUGCCCGGCGCGGCGGUGUUGCCAUGACGUUUGCCAAUGAUGAGCAGCCUGCGAGCGUGACUGCCCGGCGCGGCGGUGUUGCCAUGGACGUUUGGCAAUGA